This is a messenger RNA of Syzygium oleosum, 1595 nucleotides long. Its product is annotated as methionine gamma-lyase-like. Gene Ontology annotation, biological process: transsulfuration. The transcript is spliced from 3 exons. NCBI's taxonomy places the organism in Eukaryota, Viridiplantae, Streptophyta, Magnoliopsida, Myrtales, Myrtaceae. Gene Ontology annotation, cellular component: cytoplasm. The record is from RefSeq and is a predicted model, not a curated record. Bases 38 to 1420 code for a protein of 460 amino acids. Gene Ontology annotation, molecular function: carbon-sulfur lyase activity; pyridoxal phosphate binding.
CUCUCUCUCUCUCUCUCUCUAAGUGGUGGUUGCGCACAUGGCUGAAGUAAGAACACAUGGCUUCGUUUACGCUGGCAAGAAGAGGCCGGGCUACAAUGGCGCCGAUCGCGGCAAGGACGCGAUGGUGGCCAAGAAAUCGAUAACGCCUGCCCUGGCGGCAACGGUGUGGGAGGACCCGGCGGCGGCGCUGGCAAGCGCGAGGCACGAGUUCGGAGAGCACGGAGGGGUGAACAUGUCGAUCGAGGCGUCGACCACCUUCACGGUGAUGGAGCCAGAGACGAUGCAGCGCAUGUUCGCCGGGGAGCUCGGUCCCGACCGCGACUUCUUCAUCUACAGCCGCCACUUCAACCCAACCGUGUUGAACCUCGGCCGUCAGAUGGCCGCCCUCGAAGGAACCAAAGCCGCCUAUUGCACCGCUAGCGGGAUGUCCGCGAUAUCAUCGGUGCUAAUGCAGCUGUGCAGCAGCGGGGGACACGUGGUGGCAUCCAGGACGCUGUACGGCGGGACCCACGCUCUCCUGACCCACUUCCUCCCGAGGGCGUGCAACAUCGCGACGUCGUUGGUGGACAUCCGGGACCACGCCGCGGUGGAGGCCGCCAUGGUCCGGGGCCGGACCAAGGUGCUCUACUUUGAGUCCAUGUCGAACCCGACGCUGACUGUGGCCGACAUACCGGAGCUUUGCAGGUUGGCCCAUGACAAGGGAGUGACGGUGGUGGUCGACAACACUUUUGCGCCGAUGGUCCUGUCCCCGGCCCGUCUCGGCGCCGACGUGGUGGUGCACAGCAUCUCCAAGUACAUCAGCGGAGGGGCGGACAUCAUCGCAGGCGCGGUCUGCGGUCCGGCGUAUCUGGUGAACUCGAUGAUGGACCUCCAUCAAGGGGCGUUGAUGCUCCUUGGUCCGACCAUGAAUGCCAAGGUCGCGUUCGAGCUCUCCGAGAGGAUCCCCCACCUAGGCCUCAGGAUGAAGGAGCACUGCCACCGGUCCCUCGCCUUCGCGACCCGACUCAAGAAGAUGGGCCUCAAGGUCAUAUACCCGGGCCUCGAGGACCACCCAGAGCAUGCGCUCCUCAAGUCAAUGGCCAACAAGGACUAUGGUUACGGCGGCAUCCUGUGUGUCGACAUGGAGACGGAGGAGCGUGCCAAUCGGCUGAUGCACCACCUCCAGAACGUCACGCGGUUCGGGCUCAUGGCCGUGAGCCUGGGGUACCACGAGACGCUCAUGUCGUGCUCGGGGAGCAGCACGAGCAGCGAGUUGAGCAGGGGGGAGCAGGCUCUGGCCGAAAUCUCUCCGGGGCUCGUGCGCAUUUCGAUCGGGUACACCGGGACGCUAGAGCAAAGGUGGGACCAGCUCGAGCAGGCGCUCGCUAGGAUGAGCGAGGAUGGGUUGCUCAACAAGAAUUACUCCAUUAUUGAAGGAUGAGAUAAAUAUGACACAAAAUAGAGAAGAAACAGAUGAUUGGGGAAAUCUAUAAAAAGUGUAUUACUUAGAGAGACCUUUUAUAGAAGGCUCUAUUUAUAAUACAAUGUAUUGACACAAUAAAGGAAAAUAUAUAUAGAAGAUACUUUCCUAAUUGUACACGAUUGAAUUCCCAAUU